Messenger RNA from Pelodiscus sinensis (Chinese soft-shelled turtle), 2871 nucleotides. It is a transcript of the gene CAPN9, whose product is annotated as calpain 9. Gene Ontology annotation, molecular function: calcium ion binding; calcium-dependent cysteine-type endopeptidase activity. Gene Ontology annotation, cellular component: cytoplasm. Lineage: Eukaryota; Metazoa; Chordata; Testudines; Trionychidae. Gene Ontology annotation, biological process: proteolysis. The record is from RefSeq and is a predicted model, not a curated record.
AGCAGCUGGAACUCCUAAAAAGGGCAAACAAGUUUGCUUUUUUGUUUGCUCUCGGGGCGUUCCUUGCUAUUGUUAUUUCAGGUGGACAGGGAAGUCUCCUUGUCAUCCAAACAGGUGCAAAAGAGGAGGUGCUUGGGCACAUUUUUUACUUCCCUGCAGCACAGACGCCUUUCAUUCUUUUUUCUCAGUGAGCACCUUGUUCCUCCUCUCUUCUGUUUGUUUGGUGGGUGCUGGAGUUUUCCUCUGCUCCUUUUCCUGGACCCUCCCCCUGUUAAUCUCUGUCUGUGCUUCACUGGAGCCUUUGCUGCUGCACUGAACAAUGCCGUACACAUACCGGGACUCGAGACCACGAUCUCCCCCUCUACCUCAGAGCGCUCAGGCCACACACUCCUCUGGCCAGACGUAUGAGGAGCUGAAGCGCCAGUGCCAACAAAGGGGGACCCUAUUUGAGGAUUGUGACUUCCCAGCCAAUUGCUCCUCUCUCUUCUACAGUGAGAAGCCAUCCAUCCCCUUUGUAUGGAAAAGGCCUGGGGAAAUUGUUAAAGACCCAGAGUUUGUAGUUGGAGGAGCCACAAGAACUGACAUUUGUCAAGGGGAUCUUGGUGACUGCUGGCUGUUAGCAGCUAUAGCUUCCCUUACAUUGAAUGAAAACACAUUAGCCAGAGUUGUACCUCAAGAUCAAAAUUUUGGACCAGGUUAUGCUGGAAUAUUUCACUUUCAGUUUUGGCAGCACAAUGAGUGGCUGGAUAUUGUUAUUGAUGACCGAUUACCCACCUUUAAAGACCGCUUGGUUUUUCUGCACUCGGCCGAACACAAUGAAUUCUGGAGUGCCUUACUGGAAAAAGCCUAUGCCAAACUGAAUGGAAGUUACGAAGCCCUAAAAGGAGGCAGUACUCUCGAAGCCAUGGAAGAUUUCACUGGAGGAGUUGGAGAAAUGUAUGACGUCAAACAGGCUCCAGACAACUUCUAUGAAAUCUUAGGAAAAGCUCUUAAAAGAGGGUCAAUGGUGGGCUGUUCAAUUGAUACCACCAGCGCUGCUGAGUCAGAAGCUCGAACCCCCUUUGGCCUCAUAAAGGGUCAUGCUUAUUCCGUAACUGGCAUUGAUGAGGUGACCUACCAAGGCCGAAAGGUGCAACUCAUAAGGCCAAGAAAUCCAUGGGGGCAAGUGGAGUGGAAUGGCCGUUGGAGUGACAAUUCUCCUGAAUGGAAGGCAGUCAGCCCGUCGGAGCAAAAACGUCUAUGUCAGACAGCACUAGAUGAUGGAGAGUUCUGGAUGACCUUUGAAGACUUCAAAACACAUUUUGAUAAAGUUGAGAUUUGCAACCUAACUCCAGAUGCUCUUGGGGACAAUGCUACCAACAAGUGGGAAGUGACAGUCCAUCAAGGGAGCUGGGUCAGGGGGUCCACUGCUGGAGGGUGCAGAAAUUUUCUAGACACUUUUUGGACAAAUCCACAGAUCAAGCUGCGUUUGACGGAGAAAGAUGACGGAAAAGACGAAUGCACGUUUAUAGCAGCUUUGAUGCAAAAGAAUCGGCGUAAACUCAGGAAACUAGGUGCUGAAAUGCUGACAAUUGGCUAUGCUAUUUAUGAGAGCCCUAGCAAAGAUGAACACUUGAACAAAGACUUUUUCAGAUACCAUCCCUCCAAGGCAAGGAGCAAAACCUAUAUCAACUUAAGAGAAGUGUCUGACCAAUUCAGGCUGCCACCUGGGGAGUAUGUUCUUGUUCCUACUACUUUUGAACCACACCAGGAAGCUGACUUCUGCCUCAGAAUCUUCUCUGAGAAAAAAGCCAUCACGCAGGAUAUGGAUGGAAAUGUUGAUAUUGAUCUACCAGAGCCCCCUAAGCCAACCCCACCACAAGAAGAAACCGAAGAAGAAAAACAGUUCCGGGCAUUGUUUAAACAGGUUGCGGGAGAGGACAUGGAGAUAACUGCAGAGGAACUUGAAUAUGUUCUGAAUGCCGUAUUAAAAAAAGCAAAGGACAUCAAAUUUGACAAAGUAUGCCUCAUGACAUGCAGAAACAUCAUCUCUCUUAUGGAUUCCACUGGUAACGGGAAACUGGAAUUUAAUGAGUUCAAGAUUUUCUGGGACAAACUGAAGAAGUGGCUAAGUAUCUAUCUUCAUUUUGAUUCUGAUAAAACCGGCACCAUGUCUUCCUAUGAGCUUCGUAGUGCCCUAAAAGCUGCAGGAUUUCAACUCAAUAAUUACCUGCUACAGCUGAUUGUCCUCAGAUAUUCUAAUGACCAGUAUGAAAUUGAUUUUGAUGACUUCCUAAACUGCUUAAUUCGCCUAGAGAAUGCAAGCCGAGUAUUCCUGGAACUAACUAUGAAAAACAGAGAAUUCAUUAACCUGAAUAUAAAUGAGUUUAUCACCCUUGCAAUGAACAUUUGAAGAUCUCCAACCUGGAUUUCAGCAAGAUCUCUUGACUGGGCCACUCAGACCUCCAACCAAAGAGCUGUUCCCCUUUCUGUGCAAAUGUAUACAAGUGCUACGGUGCAAGGGGAACACUUAUUCUUCCCACUCCUUCUCUUCUCCAGUCCCGUUGCAUUAAUGAAUAAAAUCUUGAUGGGAUUAAAUUUGCUUUAGUUUGUAUAAAGAUUAAUAUUGAUUGCUACAGUGUAAAUAAGCAUUUGGAUGGGGCGCUUGCACAUUUCAAGCAGCCUGAAACUGAUAUUUGUGAGGGACCAAUGCCUUUUAUGAAGUGUAGACAUGUUGCCCCAAUAUACUUAUUCAUUGCAUGGAAACUCUCAUUGUUGCUUGUCCACAGCAGUGUUUCUCAAAACUUUUUUUAUAAAGUACCCAUUUUUUAAAAAAAUUAUAAGUACCUCCCCCUACCUACAGUUUUCAGAUACACACAUUUUUUUCUACUA